Messenger RNA from Pocillopora damicornis (cauliflower coral), 1173 nucleotides. RefSeq lists its product as uncharacterized. Gene Ontology annotation, biological process: DNA integration. The record is from RefSeq and is a predicted model, not a curated record. Lineage: Eukaryota; Metazoa; Cnidaria; Anthozoa; Scleractinia; Pocilloporidae. Gene Ontology annotation, molecular function: nucleic acid binding.
AUGGCAAAGAUACGCGAGAAAUACUGGAUACCCCGCCUACGACGCCUAGUAAAGAAGCUAAGAGGUAGCUGCUACGGGUGCAAAAGAUUCCGAGCCAGAGCCUACCAAGCACCACCGCCAGGGAAUCUACCCCGAACCAGAACAGAAGGUUCAAGGCCUUUUCAAGUGAUAGGAGUUGACUUCGCAGGACCAAUACGCUACACGUCUAGAGCCAAAACCGAAAGCAAGGCCUAUUUGGUGUUGUAUGCUUGCAGCCUGACCAGAGCAGUUCACCUUGACCUGUCAAAAUCCCUGGAAACAUCAGAGUUCAUAGCGAGCCUCAAGCGGUUCAUAGCUCGAAGAGGGAGACCGGAAAUGAUCUAUUCCGACAAUGGAUCCACUUUCAAGGCCGCCGAGAAAUGGUUACUACAGGUGCAAAAAGAGGAAAGGUUCCAUGAGAUCCUAGCUGACCUGGCAAUUAAGUGGCGUUUCAACCUGAGUCGCGCCCCAUGGUGGGGAGGUCAAUUCGAACGCCUUAUUGGCCUAUUCAAAGGUGCCUUCUACAAAACCAUUGGCAAUGGGACUCUCCGCUGGCCUGAAUUGGAAGAAGUAGUACUUGACGUCGAAGUAGCGCUCAACAACCGCCCCUUGAGCUACCUCGAAGACGACAUCCAGCUUCCAGUGCUGACGCCCAACUCCAUGCUGAGCAUCAACCCGAAUUACCUCCCAGAACUACAAGCACACCAUGCACCAGAAGGCGAUCUGAGGAAAAGGGCUAAAUUUCUAUUGAAGUGCAAGGAUGUUAUGUGGAAAAGAUGGACAGCAGAAUACAUGAGAAGUCUACGAGAGAGCCACCGUAGAGCAGGAGGGAAGCAAAGGCCCCAUCCUAACAUCGGAGAUGUCGUCAUCAUUCGAGGUGACAGCAAAAACCGUAACCAAUCGAAACUGGCAAUUGUCAUCGACCUCAUUCGAGGAAAAGAUAGCAUUGUUAGAGCCGCUAAGUUGAAAGUAGGCAAAGACCACCUCGAGCGUGCAUCCCAACACCUUUACCCUUUGGAGUUAGCAUGUACCCAAUGGCCAUCGAGUUCAACGCUCAACCCAUCUGCCCCCGAGUUCCAGGCAAGGCCUCGAAGGGAUGCUGCUGCUGCCGCAGCAGUUCGCGUUCAACAGAUCGCCGAACAAUCAGAACACUGA